This is a messenger RNA of Tetrahymena thermophila SB210, 1155 nucleotides long. RefSeq names its product carrier protein. Lineage: Eukaryota; Ciliophora; Oligohymenophorea; Hymenostomatida; Tetrahymenidae. Gene Ontology annotation, biological process: mitochondrial transmembrane transport. The transcript has a single exon. The record is from RefSeq and is a predicted model, not a curated record.
AUGUUUUAAAAAGAUGACAGAAAGGCAAUGUAUAUUUUGCCUGCCUCAACUCUAGCGUCUCUGAUAUCUGCUCUCAUAGUUAAUCCUCUCGAUGUUCUGAAAGUGCGUUAGCAGAAAGGAUCAAGCUAAGAGUGCCAUAUUCAUAACAGACCACAAUUAAAUGUGAUACAAUUUACAAAUUUAUAAUAACAAAAUAAACAAAAUGUUCAAUUCAAAUAACCACUAAGUACAGCUAAUUAGCUGACUACCCCUUCAAUUUCUUGUUCAUCUUUGAACAAUAAAUUAAAAAAAUAAUCAAAAUAAUAUCUAAAUUAAUGCUCAUAAUCUCCAUUUAAAUAAUCUCCUUAGUAUUCGUACGUGAAGAGUUGUCUUUGUUUGGACAAAAAGAGUCUUAUUAGUGGAAUCGCACAGAUAUGGAAAAUGGAAGGCAUCAAGACAUUUUACAAUGGCUUGAGAUACUCUUUAUACUCCUCAACAGCAUCCACAGUCACUUACUUUUACUUCUACGAAACAUCCACUAAAUAAAUUAGAAAUAGAAUUACAAACCACAAGAUAUAUCUUCCUCUUUUGGCAUCUGUUUUCUCGCGUUCUUUAACAACUACUCUCACUUUCCCUCUAGAAUAUUGGCGUACAGUCCAGUAGGCAUAAAUAGGUUUCACCAAAAAGACAGGUUUAUAGCUUGGUAACCGUGUCUUUUCUGCUUACUUUGUUACUUUAUAAAGAGACGUCAUAUUUAGUUCCCUUUAUUGGGUUCUUGCUGAAAAUAUUCGUGACUCUUUGCAUGGAUUUUGGUGUAAUUAUCCAUAAGCAAUGUCCAAGUAUUCAGAGGAGCAUUAAGAAUACCACAAGAGUCAUCCUGCAAAUAUAAGUUGCAGAUGGAAGUUUUUGAUAACCAACAUAAUUGCAGGUUCAGUUGGAGGUGGUAUAACAGCCUUACUUACUCUUCCUUUAGAUGUUAUCAAAACUAAAAGACAGCUUUAUGAAAAGUAUUCAAAGGAUUCAACUUUAUAAAUUAUGAGAUAAAUUGUACAAACUGACGGAGUUAGUGGAUUAUAUGCAGGUGCUAGACCGAGAAUCGCAAAAGUUGUUGUAGCUUGUAGUACUGUUUUAUCUUUAUACGAAUACUUCUUAGGAAUAUGCAAAUCGCUUUAUUGA